Messenger RNA from Ornithodoros turicata, 1943 nucleotides. RefSeq names its product proline dehydrogenase 1, mitochondrial-like. Gene Ontology annotation, molecular function: FAD binding; proline dehydrogenase activity. The record is from RefSeq and is a predicted model, not a curated record. The coding region runs from base 21 to 1724 and encodes 567 amino acids. Gene Ontology annotation, cellular component: mitochondrion. The transcript is spliced from 3 exons. Lineage: Eukaryota; Metazoa; Arthropoda; Arachnida; Ixodida; Argasidae.
GAACCUCGAGGGCCUGAACGAUGCAACUGAAACGAGGCCUAAAAGUGGUAGUAAGCCACAUCCUAAGGUCAGUCGGCAUCCACAUUCGCCAGAAACAUGCGUCGAAGAACACGACAUCAACGUCCACAAACCACGAAACCAUCGCUAACUUCGACGAUCUGCAGCUGAUCUACAAGAGCAAGUCGCUACUGGACCUCAUCCGAGCUUACGGCGUCCUCAAGCUGUGCAGCUUCAGCUUUCUCGUACGGCAUCAGGAACAACUGCUUAAACUCAGUCGACGUAUUUUGGGAGACUACAUCUUCGCGAAACUCCUCAGAUCGACCAUCUUUAAACACUUUGCCGGAGGGGAGACUCUGCAAGAAGUAAGUUACUUGGCCAAGAAGCUCGCUUCGAAUGGUGUGGGCACCAUCCUGGACUACAGCGUCGAAGAAGACCUGCAAAAAGACUCUGCUGAGCUUCUGGACGACAACAGCCAUUUCAACGCCUUGAGUCCUCCGUACCGACCAGACCGAAUGUACGUGGACAGACGAUGUCCCCGCGUUCUAGCACGCUGCUUCUUUUACCAGAACGAGGCCCGAUGCGAGGAAAAUAUGCAAGCUGUGCUCAAUAGCAUAGAUAGGAUAAAGGCUCUGGCGGAAUGUGGUAGUGGGAAUGCCUACGCAGCGCUCAAGCUCACGGCGUUGGGGAAGCCGCAUGUCCUGCUGCAAUUGUCGCAGGUCGUGCAGAGCAGCCGAACAUUCUUCAAGAAAACAACCGGCAUUGAGCCAGUGGCCCUAUCUGACAUCACGCCGGAAAACCUAGGCGAGAAGCUACACAUCACACGAAACCGCAAAGAAUUCGACGAGUGGCUCUCGCAGAUGGACUUUGACAACAAGGGCAUCAUGAACCUCUUCUCCUGGAGCGGUCUCAUCGGGGGCUCGGUCGAAAUAACGCGGCUCUUCCAAGUGCCCGACGUAAAGACGGGGAAGAUGGAACCCCUGGCAACCGUCCUCAGAGAGGACGACGAGGUUGCUUUUCGGAACAUGAUGCGGCGCCUCCAUACCAUCGCCAAAGUUGCUAAAGAGAAGAGAGUGUCCGUUAUGGUGGACGCAGAGCAGAGCUACUUUCAGCUGGCAAUCUCUCGGCUUACUCUCGAACUCAUGCGUGUGUACAACAAAGAACACCCCGUUAUAUUUAACACGUACCAGUGCUAUCUCAAAAACGCUCGCCGCGACGUCAGAGUCUCCCUGGAACUUGCCAGAAGACAAGGCUUUCACCUUGCGGUCAAGUUGGUCCGAGGAGCGUACAUGGACCACGAACGGCUUCGAGCGAAGGAACAGGGUUACGAAGACCCGAUUAACCCUAGUUAUGACGCAACGACGGCUAUGUACCACGGCGCAUUGACCGACCUUCUCCAAGACUCUGGGAGAGUUAGCGUUCUCGUUGCUACGCAUAGCGAAGAGUCUAUCAAGUACGCGCUGCGUUUGAUGGAGGAGCUCAGGAUAGAGAAGAGGGAUGGGAAAGUUAACUUUGGGCAACUAUUGGGCAUGGCGGAUUAUUUGUCGUUUCCGUUAGGAGCAGUUGGGUACUCGGUGUACAAGUACGUGCCCUAUGGACCCGUUUUAGAAGUCCUACCUUAUUUGUCCAGAAGGCUGGUGGAGAAUAAUAGCGUGAUCGAUAAGUUGUCCAAGGAGGUAAGGAUGGUGAGGCGGGAGAUUUUUCGUAGGUUGUCCGUGAAAAAAUGACUGAACCGAUCGUUUCAUGAACGCUCUUCCUCCAUAUAUGCAAGCGUACAGAGGUUCUGCUCUUUGAAAACGUAUUAUUGAUUCUGCUCUAUUACAAUAUGUCUUGUGUCACAUGAUGUGUAGGCCGGUACAGGGGACCCGCUAGUAAAUACAACUGUGUCAACCACAAGAACCACGUACGCGUCCUUUGCAGAGUAAUUGGCGGGGAAGCUAUAGGAC